AUGGCUUGCUACGGCCUCAUCCUGCCAACGAUGCUGGCGCUUUGCGCCUUGGCGGUUCAGGCGCAUGACGGCCGCAUUGCGAGGAAGGACCUGAGUGGCGUGGGCAUUGGCCUCGGUGCUGGCGUCGGCCUCGGUGCAGGCGGCUCCGGAUCUGGAUCUGGUUAUGGUUCAGGAUCUGGGGCUGGUUUUGGGGAGGGAUCUGGUUCUGGGUCGGGUAAUAUUGGCGAAGGUUCUGGUUCUGGGUCGGGCAAUAUUGGCGUAGGUUCUGGUUCAGGUUAUGGGCGUGGUGGUUUUGGUUCUGGGUCGGGCAAUAUUGGCGUAGGUUCUGGUUCAGGUUAUGGGCGUGGUGGUUUUGGUUCUGGGUCGGGCUAUGGGCAGGGUUAUGGUUCGGGUACAGGUCUAGGUCAAGGAUCUGGUGCAGGUUCAGGCUCUGGCUUUGGGUCAGGGUACGGCCGAGACACGCGUUCCAGUUCUGGUGAAGGUUCCGGGGAGGGCUAUGGAUAUGGAUAUGGAUCUGGUUUUGGUUAUGAACGGGGUGUUGGUGCUGGCUAUGGGCAAGGCAGCGGGUCCGGGUCGGGUUCCCACUACGGGCAAGGCAUUGGCACAGGCUUUGGUGUAGGUUAUGGGCAAGGCAUUGGCACAGGCUUUGGUGUAGGUUAUGGGCAAGGCUCAGGCGAUGGUCAAGGUUUUGGUUCUGGGUACGGUCAAGGCUGGGGAUAUGGGUCUGGUUCUGGAUCUGGACAUGAACAUGUCACUGCUCACCGUGGAAGAAAGGGAAAGUGA
Messenger RNA from Nymphaea colorata (pocket water lily), 783 nucleotides. RefSeq lists its product as uncharacterized. The transcript has a single exon. NCBI's taxonomy places the organism in Eukaryota, Viridiplantae, Streptophyta, Magnoliopsida, Nymphaeales, Nymphaeaceae. The record is from RefSeq and is a predicted model, not a curated record. Bases 1 to 783 code for a protein of 260 amino acids.